Molecule: messenger RNA, 1906 nt
Organism: Pisolithus orientalis
Lineage: Eukaryota; Fungi; Basidiomycota; Agaricomycetes; Boletales; Pisolithaceae
Product: phosphatidylserine decarboxylase family protein
Exons: 3
Coding region: 225-1700 (491 amino acids)
Biological process (GO): phosphatidylethanolamine biosynthetic process
Cellular component (GO): mitochondrion
Molecular function (GO): phosphatidylserine decarboxylase activity
Source: RefSeq, a predicted model, not a curated record
UCACUCCACGUAGUGGGGGCGAAGCCGUGUUUGCGGCAUUGUCAACUAACACGAAGUUCUUGUGACAAGAAGCGAGAGCUCCAACUGCAUUACUGCUUCAGCAUGGCCUGCCCUUCACACUAGCUAGCUGGAUCGGAUAAAAAGGCUCUGGUUUUUCGUUCAUUCCCUAGGCUUUUGUCCCUGCAAUACCUGUUCCCCAUCGCAAUAGUCAUACUCUAUUAAACAUGCCCCAAACAACCGUCUCCAGAUGGCUUCCCAAAGACCGAGCAGCUGUUGACAGAUUCGUGGGCAGAUACUUCGAGCGUAGUCGUCUUAUCCAUGGACGUAUCCCUAAAACCGGCGCGCGUUUUGCGGAGGCAGGGGAGAAGCUGGAGACAGCGUUAAACAGAUCCGGCAUCGACUUCGACCCCCGCCAACUGCGGUGCCACUACCGCGUCGUCGGCGGCGACAGGCAAAUCGUUUGUACUAUCCGCAAUCUUGACGAUAUAGUGCUGGACUUCCUGGAUUUCAUUGAGAAGGAGCCCGUGGUCCGCGAUGCAUUCAACGCGAUGUUCGAGCAAGCUCCCCCGCCUACUCCGGGCACGGGUGAAGCAGAGAUCAAGGACUAUAGAGACUUAUUGGAGAUGUUCGAUACGAUCCUAACCACAGCACCUUCCCAUGGCGGGGACAGUGCCAGCGAAAUGGCGGCGUCUGUUCCCUUUUACGCUGUCAUUUCACGUUUCUGCAACACUCCUGCGGGCUACGUCGCGUUCACCCACCCUGGAGUCAAUAAGAAAUUGUACAGGCUGUUCAUGAAAUGGAACGAGUUCCUCACGUCGCCGGCAUCCAAGAGAGUCAUUCACGACGGAGUCGGUGGCUGGCUCAGCGCCGAAGCACUCAGUGAGAUUGUCGAGUACGCUGGCGGAGACCCUACGCAGCAAAGCUUUGAACACUUCUAUAUUUGCGAUACCUCGGAUCCUCAUUACGGUUACAAGUCUUAUGACGACUUCUUCGUCAGGGAGUUGAAAGCCGUCCACCGUGCCGUGGUUCAUCCUGAUGACCCAGCGAUCGUCAACUCUGCAUGCUCGUCUACCGUCGACCGGUUCUACCAGGACCUCAAGAAGACCGAGAGAUUUUGGCUCAAAAAUACACCCUACUCCCUCAACCACAUGCUCGCAGGAGACGAGUUUGUCGACCAAUUCGUCGGCGGGAGUCUUAUCCAGGCUAUGCUUGCAUCUCUUGACUAUCACCGUUGGCGCAGUCCCGUAAAUGGUACCGUCGUAAAGACACGCCUCAUUGCGGGCAUGAAUCAUCCUAACCAACCGCCGCCUACCUACUUCGCGGGUCGCUGGGACGAUGAGUUAGACCCAGACGUUAUCACCCGCUCGCAGGACUUCGUCACGGCCAUAUCUAGCCGUGCUUUGAUUUUCAUCCAGGCCGAGGAGCCCGUUGGUUUGAUGUGCUUCGUGGGUGUUGGCUUAUGCGAGGUGUCGACUUGCGAAAUUACCGUCAGGGAGGGCCAGAAGCUCAAGAAGGGAGAUCAGUUGGGCAUGUUCCACUUCGGAGGAUCUACCCACUGCCUCGUUUUUCGCGGUGGCCUGACCGUGACGCCGAUCCCGCAGCCUGGCAAGGACGAUGACGGUAACGCCAUCGAAGUGCCAUUGGUAGGAUCCAAGGUGCGAGUUGGCAAAGACAUCCUCACUGUAGCAAAGACGGCUUGAAAUAAUAGUUCCGAUCGCGUGUUCAUGUAAACCUACAAACAGUAUCAUGUCUCGAUCGCCCGUGUGUACGAUAGCAAAAUUGAAUCAGUGUCUUGACGUGUUUGCAUACGAUGUAACAUUUCAGGCCUUACGCGUUGCGUGCUAUCUUUCUGUAUCUCAUUCCACUGUGGUGCAAACAACGUGGGGUGAAUGGAAAUGAGUUGGAC